Molecule: messenger RNA, 1659 nt
Organism: Parasteatoda tepidariorum (common house spider)
Lineage: Eukaryota; Metazoa; Arthropoda; Arachnida; Araneae; Theridiidae
Source: RefSeq, a predicted model, not a curated record
GAUCGAAAUCAAAGGAUUAAUUUGGCGCUUCGUCCCUCCGAUUGCAUUGUGGCGCCCCCACAAAACAUGAACUGCAUAACAGACUGACUUAGUGACAGAAGCUACGAAAAAGAACGAAAAGGUUCAUACGGAAGAGUUUUUGUCCAUUUUACCCCUUCAAAAUUUUAGAAAUGUUUCACAAACUAUCUACAAUGAUACAUUUCAAGCAUAUUUCCAUCAAUGCUCAGAGAAAUAAUAAAAAAUUUUAAAAUCUCCUUUUUACGGUGCUAUUUGGAUGCCCAUAGAAAUGAGUCAACUUCCAUAAGAUGCCCUUCCGAUGCCAUCCAUUAAUUUCAGUGUUGUGCAGUUUAAUUGUGGUUGUGAUAACCUUUCUACUCCAAUUAAUUGCCCUUACUACAUCUUGGUGGUCCACUUACUCUGCAAAAACAGAACUGGGUAAACCUAGAGAAGAGGGUCAUUAUGGUCUAUGGGUGUUAUGUUCCACCAAAGCACCCCGACACAAAGAAGAUUGCGAUCCUUUGGAUACUUUUUUCCAAGUUCCAAUUUAUUGUCAAAUUGCUGGAAUACUUGCAGUCAUUCAUUUGUUACUUGUUCUCGCACUUUUGCCACUCGAACUUGUCUGGGCUGCACAUUUUUUUCGGAACCUUCAAAAUCUCAAACCUAAAGUUUUGUGCAUAGCUAAAGUCGCCGCCGCUGUCCUUGCAAGUAUUCUUUCAGUAUUGGUAGCUCUUCUUAUUAGUAUUUCUGAGAACAGUCAACAAGAAUAUCGUGUUCAAAAAGGGUGGUCUUUCUGGAUACAAAUAUUCGUGAUAUGUAUGGAUGUAAUGAUAGUUUUGCUUUACCUCAUUGAAAAUCGUCGAUUUUGGAAGCAGCUUAUACAACAACAAGUGGACCCUGAAGGAAAAGGUGCAGAAACUUACGGCAAUCCAACUUUUGAUGCUGAUUCACCAGAUUUGAGACGAAAUUACAUUACAAAUGGAGCCGUAAGCUUUACUCUAACAAGUGGUCAACCAUACAAUGCCCAUGAAGAUGAAAAAGUACCAACUCCCGAGUUAGAAAAAAAGGGUGAUUUUAAUUCUUUGGCUUAUGAAAAUGAAUCGUAUCAAGAAAAUUCUCCAGGUGCUGUUAAAAAGAAGCCUUGAAAUUUCUAUAAUUUUAAAGCUGUUUUCGAAAGCUCUCUCGUCACAUAAAAUAAGUUUUUUUACGAUUUAUAUGCCAGUUAUAUAAUUUAUUAUGCCUAUUUUAUUAUGCUACAAGUAAUAUGCCAUUUUUGCAAUUAUUGCAAAUUUGUAACAGUUACUCACGUCUGUUAGGUUAAGGCCUAUAUCUAGCAUCUAUCAUUUUUGCUAAUUGUGAAAAUGGCGAAGAACGUUAACCCGAAAAAAAAGCCACGUUUUGCAAAAUAAAACGCGUUUUUGAAACAUUUAAAUUUUUAAAAGUUACACCAAUGUUGCAUUGUUAUUUAUAAAGUUUUCAAAAUUAUUUAUUAAAAGUUUCAUGAGUUUAAAAUUAUAGCUUUUUUUCAAGUUUAGGGCGUUUGCCAAGACGAAAGAGCUUCGAAGAACAAAUUUCGUUAAUAAUUUAAUUGUAAUAAUUCAUCAUUUUUAAAUUAUAAUUUUUAGUAUAUUUGCGUUAAUAGCAAUUAUUAUCAAUAAUUUA